Mycena indigotica is the source of this 429-nucleotide messenger RNA. RefSeq lists its product as uncharacterized. Lineage: Eukaryota; Fungi; Basidiomycota; Agaricomycetes; Agaricales; Mycenaceae. The transcript has a single exon. The record is from RefSeq and is a predicted model, not a curated record. Bases 1 to 429 code for a protein of 142 amino acids.
AUGGGAAACGGUCACGCAUCCCUCACGAUCUGGCUUUGUCUCGACGAGCACGGCCCACUUGGCUUGCACGAUUCUUUGAGCUUGCGCAUUCUUCCUCUGAAGCUUUCGAGUUUCAACGAGCACAACAUCCAUAUCUUUCUUUCGCGCCAUCACAUCUCGACGUGCGCGACCCGCUGCAGGCAGCAGAUCGCGCUACACACUGCCGACUCUCCCGGACUUCCUGUCUGUCAGAGCAAGCACCGGUACCAGCGACACCUGGGCCGUCUUGUGUUCAACUUCUACGACUUUGAGCCCGCGAAUGCGACACACGUGCCGACUUUCUGGCGGGGACACACGGAGACCGCCAGCUUCCGGAAUGACCUCCUCCAUAUGACCUCGGCGCAAUACCUCUUCGGCGCAGUCUUUGGCGGCGUGCACUGUCUCGCCUGA